CCCGCAAAAUAGCCGCGGGCCUUCUCGCGCCCCACCCCCCUCUCCUGCAGGAGCAGAAUCCACCGCGACCCGCGCCCAAAAGUUCGAACCCAAACCUCCGCCGCCGCCGCCGCCGCCGCCGCGAUGGCUCGCACGAAGCACCCGGCCGUGAGGACGGCGAAGGACCAGCCCAAGAAGAGGCUCCAGUUCGCGCGCUCCCCGAACCAGAGGGCCCCGCUGGCAGGAGGCGCGAGUACCUCGGGGACACCGGGGAGAGGUGCGCCGGCCGGGGAAGGAGCGGCCGCUGCAGGGACACCAAGGCGGCAGGGUCAGCAGCCGAAGAAGACACAUAGGUGGCGGCCAGGCACGGUAGCGCUUCGGGAGAUAAGGAAGUAUCAGAAAUCCACCGAGCUGCUUAUCCCCUUUGCGCCCUUCGUCCGUCUGGUGAAGGAGAUCACUGACUACUACUCAAGGGGCCAUGUGACACGUUGGACUCCUGAAGCCCUCCUUGCGUUGCAAGAGGCAGCAGAGUACCACUUGGUAGAACUGUUCGAAGUGGCGACUCUGUGUUCCAUCCAUGCCAGACGUGUUACUCUCAUGCAACAGGACAUACGACUUGCAAGACGUAUCGGGGGAAGGCGUUGGUGAUAGACAACAUGAAUCUUGCUGCCUGAUGUACAACAUGAAAUCUGUAUCGUUGGCCGUAACAUGAAAUCUGUAUCGUUGGCCGUGUUCGUUCAGGGAACAAAUUUAUCUUCAAUCUGAUUUGCUAGAUGGCUUUUGAAUUUUAGGACUCUUUUGUAAUGCAAGUGAACAAGUUAGAUAGUAGCUUCGUUGACUGCAUGGUUCUGAAUUUGUUUCAGUUUAGUCUUCCAAA
This is a messenger RNA of Phragmites australis (common reed), 856 nucleotides long. RefSeq names its product histone H3-like centromeric protein CENH3. Bases 124 to 627 code for a protein of 167 amino acids. Gene Ontology annotation, cellular component: nucleosome. The record is from RefSeq and is a predicted model, not a curated record. The transcript has 7 exons. Gene Ontology annotation, molecular function: structural constituent of chromatin; protein heterodimerization activity; DNA binding. Lineage: Eukaryota; Viridiplantae; Streptophyta; Magnoliopsida; Poales; Poaceae.